AUGUGGGACCGUACUUCUAUACUGUUAUUAAUAGUACUGCUAGCGAAUCCAGUACUUCCGAGACGUGCGUCCAGCGGCGGUGGUUUUUCAUCGAGAGGCGGCGGUGCCGCUCGAGGUUCCGUAGGUCAGCCUGGAGGCGGUGCUGGCGGUUUCCAUCCACAGCCGAAUCAAGGCGGAUUCCACCCGAAUCAAGGUGGAUUCCAUCCGCAACCAAAUCAAGGUGGUUUCCAUCCACAAGGUGGAUUCCACCCUAACCAAGGCGGGUUCCAUCCCAACCAAGGAGGAUUCCGCCCUGGAAGUGGUGUCGGUUCACCGGCUAGCAGUGGAGUGUUCAAGAAAGCUCUCAUCGGAGGAGCUCUUGGAGCGGUUGGAGGACUGGUGGCCUUCGAAGCCGGCAAGGCGAUCAUUCAAUCGGCGACAACGCCGUUCAAUCAUGGCGGUCACAACUACUACUGGGAUAAUCAC
Molecule: messenger RNA, 465 nt
Organism: Ostertagia ostertagi
Lineage: Eukaryota; Metazoa; Nematoda; Chromadorea; Rhabditida; Trichostrongylidae
Source: the annotation of a GenBank genome assembly